GAAAAUUUUAGAGGACGAAAAAUAAUGUUUUCAAACAAGCGUAAAACACGAAAUUGCACAAAAAGCAAGUUUGGUGGAAGUCCUAACCCUCUUGCAAAUACAGAACCACCCACAAACAGACAGAUUAUUCAAGAUUUUUAUUUUCUUAACAAUACUUAUCCAAGUUAUUGCUUUAGCGUAAUUGUAAAACUUAUAGCUGAAAAAAUAAUCAUGAUAUGGAAAAAAGUUAACACUCGACUACCAUUAAUGUCCACUUAUUGUGUAGAAAAAAAGUCGGAGUACUUCUAAACAUAUCUAGGUUAAUUAACCGAAGUAAAUGCAAAGUGUUAACAGAAAAAAACACUUCUAAAAAAUUGGAUAGGCUUUUUGAUAUCAGUUCCUGCACAUGUGAUCUUAAAGUUGUUUUUUGUGGUGAUAAAAAUAUAAAAUGUAGUCAUAACAAUUGUCAUGAUACUCAUAUUUUAUGCACAUGUAGUCCAGAUAAAAAAAUUCCUGUAAAAGAAAGGUUAUAUUUAAAAGACCAGAGAGAAAAGUCAGGUCCAAAAGGAUCAUUUCAACUUGGCUCAGUAGAUCAUGAAUGGUCUAGAAAAGAAUCUUUAAAAAAACAUAAAACUGAAUAUAAAAAUGUGGAAGAAUCAUUACAAGAAGAAAAUUUUAAUUUACUUCCAGAAAUAGUAUUACCAGAAUCUGAUUCAGAAUCUGUCAUUUCUAGCUCUAGUGAGAUAUGGGAGCCUGAAAGAAAUCCAUCUAGAAUUUAAAAUCUUUAGAAGUUUCCAAAGUUUGCUAUUGAAUUGAUCAGGAACGAUAUAGGAAGUUAUGCACGAUCUAUCAGGACUGUUUAAUGAUCCAGCAAUAAUAUCAACUUUAGUUUUAGACAAAUCCAAAAUAGACAGACAAAAAAAGUCAGUUAAAGUAUUGUCAGACUUAAAAUCUGUUGAAAAUAACAGAGAGUUUAUUUGCCUUGGUGUUGACGGUAAAAUUGAUAAUGAAACUUUAGUUAUAAGAGAAAUAAAAAAAGAAGAUGGCGAGGUUGUGUUAAAGAGAUCAACAGAAAAAGAACAUCACAUUACUGUGACUGAAGAACCUCUCCCUAACCUUUACAGUGGGGAGUAUCUUACUCACAAAGUUUUACCUCUUGUUGGAGCAACAGGAAAAAAGCAAGCUCAGUGUCUAUAUGAAGUUCUUGAAGAGUAUGAUUAUUUAAACACUCUAAAAGCAGUUUUGGUAGACAAUACUUCAACAAACACAGGUCAUAAAGCAGAAAUGGUUGUGGAGUUAGAGAAAAAACUUGGAAGAAAACUUCAGACUAUAGGCUGCAAUCUUCAUCAGAAUGAGCUUCCUUUUAGAUCUUUGUUUAAAAAAAUUGAUGGAGCAACAAAUUCACCAAACCAUUUUGCUGGACCAAUAGGUAAAAUGGCAAAUAUCAAUAAUGAGCUUAAUUUAGUUGUUAAUUUUGGUGUUAUUAAGUCUCCAAUUAUUAUUUUAGAAAAAGAAAUUUUAGACGAUUUAAGUAGUGACCAAAGGCUUUUAUAUGAAUAUUGCAUUGGAAUUGCCACUGGAAAUAUGAGUGUUAAAUAUUCAAGUUAGAAAAUUAGUCCCCUAAAUCAUUCUCGUUGGUUAACAUUGGCAAUCCAGUUGAUGUCUUUAUAUGUCCGAGUAGUAGUUCCUGAUUCUGAACUAAUUAUUUUGGUAACUUAUGUUGUCCAAGUUUAUGUUCCUACAUGGUUCCUCCAUAAAAAGAGCAAUAAGUUACACGAAGCUCCAUCAAUUAUACAUUUUAUGAUUAACCAAAUCAAGCUCCAAGGAAAAGAGGUGCAAGAUAUUUGCUUAGCAAACUUAAGGUUCAAUUCCUUUUGCUUACUUUCUGAGAAUAUUUUGUACUCAAUGUUAAAGUCAGAAGAAGUAUAUAUCAUAAAUAUUUUUGAUGAAGACAUAGAUAAACCAGCAACAACUCAAGAUUUUACUAAUAAAGAGAUUGCAGAAAAGUUGUUGUCUGGAGAAAAAAUUGACCUCCCAGAUCUUCCUUCACAUUCACAGAGUGUUGAGAGAUCUGUACAACUUGUUUCCAUGGCUUCUCAUACUGUUUUUGGAAAGGAAGCAUGUCAUAAGCAUAUUUUAGCAAAAAUUCUAAGCAGAAAGCAUAGAAAGAGUUUUAUGUCUAAAUGUUAUUAUGGUGAGACAUAAGAUGAUAUUUUAUGAUAAUUUAAAAACUAAUUUAUUGCUACUUGUGUAUGUAAAAAUAAAAUUUAACAAAAAUGUAUUAUAAUUUUCGAGUUAGUC
This is a messenger RNA of Hydra vulgaris (swiftwater hydra), 2280 nucleotides long. RefSeq lists its product as uncharacterized. NCBI's taxonomy places the organism in Eukaryota, Metazoa, Cnidaria, Hydrozoa, Anthoathecata, Hydridae. The record is from RefSeq and is a predicted model, not a curated record.